Molecule: messenger RNA, 1917 nt
Organism: Gryllus bimaculatus (two-spotted cricket)
Lineage: Eukaryota; Metazoa; Arthropoda; Insecta; Orthoptera; Gryllidae
Source: the annotation of a GenBank genome assembly
AUGUGACAUGAACGGGCUUCGAAGAUGGAGGACGGAAGUAGACCCAAAGAACCACUGACAGGUGCUAGAAACUUGUUUAGAGGUGGGCGUGCAGUACAACGCGGAUGGCGGCCAAGCAACUUCUCUUUACAUUGGUGUUUAUGAAGACUGACAUUCGUGAGAAACUGUUGACGGAAUACUGCAUUUGGAUAAAGUAGAAGGAUGUAAUAAAAGGUUCUUCACAUCCAUUGUAUGAUUUAAAUAAGAGAGUUGCAGAAUUACCAUUAAGGGACAAAUAAAAGGGGAAGCAAAAGCCGACAUCACGAAAGUGCAUUAAAUUAAUUCGAAUAGCGAAUGGAAUGAGAAAACGAUUUCCUUUCGCACUUUUUCGAAAGUAAGGAAAUUUCUAUAAAUAUUAUAUUUGCAGAAAAGGGGUUGAAGUGCAGUACGUCAUUCAUCUUUGUCAAAAUUCAGUUUCAUCUCAUGGAGAACGAAUGCUAUAACAAGUAUGUAAAACUUUGUUUCCAUUGCAGAACUUGUCCUCCUCUAGAAACACUUUACUUCUUACAUUAUGAUGAAACGAACAUCACAGAAGUGAAUGAGUUAAAAAAACAGUGGCCAUGUGAAAUCCGAAUAUAUUGGCAUUCAGCAAAUAUACAAAAUUUAGCAUCUAUAGUAUGGUUUCUUUUUAAUUAUGCCAUUAUUGCAUUAAUAAUAAUAGGUUUAGUGAUUAAUAUUUGUUCUCUCAUCAUAUUGAACUCUCCACCAAUUAACAAGUCUAAUAUGUCAGUAUAUCUCAAAGCACUUGCAAUUGCGGACAUGGGAGCUCUUAUUUUCAGCAUUGGUGUAGGAGUUCUUCGAGCAAAGAGCAUAUUAAUUAACGAUAUAUUCAUUCCAGCAAAAAUAACUGUCAUAAUACUGGCAAUAGCAGCACUAAUUUUGGCCAUUCUACGAUCAUUAACAACAGGAUUUGAAAAGGACAACAUGUUUGGAUUUAAACCUUGUGGGGCAAGAGAUCAUGCUCACAUAAGCAUAAAUAUGGUGCCUAUCAUCUUGGUGAAUCUUAUAUUACCAACAAUCCUAAUUAUUAUUGCAAAUGUUUGUACAGCUCUACAUUUACAACGCUCCACACAUCUCAACAAUAGUUUGAGAGCAAAUAAGGAGAAAAAUUAUUAUCACAAAAUAACAAGAAUGGUGUUAAUUAUAUCUUUUGUUUAUGUGAUAUUUUACUUGCCUUUUGGAAUAGCUGCGUGCACAGAGCUAUAUUUCAGAAAUAAUGAACCACCUUCUACAGAACAUGCUCUUUAUAUCAAAUGGUUUGUAUAAAGUACCAGAAAUGUUCAAGGUUUCUUGCUGUACAUUUGUAAGUUUUCUGAACCCAUCUAUUAAAAAAAGUGUGAAGAUUUCUGGAGAAAAAAAUAACAUUAGACAAAUAUUGUGGUUGUGUCUGCAAGCUUGUUUCUGUAUAGUAUAGUAAUCUGGAUUUUAUGCAGUGAUGAUGUGUACAUUUCAUGAAGAAUUGCAAAAUUACAUUCCAUUUUCAUACAAUAUGACUUAGUUCCAAUUUUAGUGCCAGCUAUAUAGGAGUAAUAUGAAAUUAAGUUUGUUAUGUUAGACAUUUAGAAUUCUUUCAGACAGCCUUCAUGCAGCACAUUGCAUGUAUUUUGUGAAUGUACAUUCUCACCAGAGAAAAGGCUGUGGGAAAGCACAUCCCAUAGUUUCCAGUCUUUUAAAUUUCAGAAAAGAAUGGUAUGAAUAAGCAAAUGCCAUCCACAUGAUUUCUGCAAGCCUUUCUUCAUUCACCUUGGAAUCUUACUCUUGCCUUGCCUAAAUCUAUUUUUUUCAAAAUUGAUGUACUUGUGUGGAAACUUAUUUUCAUUCAAUACAGAUAAUCAUACUUAUUACAAUAUCAUAGGGUUCAUAUGCACGUGCCUGUGU